Molecule: messenger RNA, 1652 nt
Organism: Octopus bimaculoides (California two-spot octopus)
Lineage: Eukaryota; Metazoa; Mollusca; Cephalopoda; Octopoda; Octopodidae
Product: zinc finger protein 239-like
Source: RefSeq, a predicted model, not a curated record
CUUUGUUUAUAUAUAACGCAGUAUAUCUAAGGCGGAGCACGGCCUUUAGUCGAGCAAACCGACCUCAGGACUUAUUCUUUGUAAGCCUAGAACUUAUUCUAACGGGUCUUUUGCCGAACUGCUAUGUUACUAGGACAUAAACACACCAGCAUUGGUUGUCAUGCGAUGUUUGGGAGGUGGGGACACGCAAACCCGACAUAAUCCGGAUGUUUCCGUGGAAGCGAAUGACAGUUGCCGAAAUGAGAGGAGGAGAGCUAAUGGGUUGUACGUGCGUGUGUGUGUGCUUGUUCCUGUCUGUGUCUGCGUUCCUGUUGUACCUGUUCUGUUUUUAAGUCUUUAUGGAUUGUGGAGAGGAGGCGCAAUGGCCCAGUGGUUAGGGCAGCGGACUCGCGGUUUCGAUUCCCAGAACGGGCGUUGUGAUUGUUUAUUUUGAGAAAGACAUUGUAAGCUAGGUGUGAGAGGCCAGACAUGUGCAGUUUGAACAUUAAAAUAGAAUAUCAAAUGACAUUGGCAUCAAAGAAUUGGUUGCAUCGAUGUACAUCAUCUUUUAAAGACUAAAAGAAAAUGUUCUUCAUAUAACGAAUCUUUGGUGUCUAUUAGUAUCAAUAUCUAAAAAGAACGGACAGAAGGAAAACACAUGUAUAUUGUAGAAAAGAGGAGGGAAACUAUGGAAGGAAAAUUAUGUAAUAACGCAUCUGUAAAGACUGAUGUUUGUGAUUUAAAGGAAGAGGAAGGAGAAUCAUCGUACCAGUGUGAUGUCUGUGAUGAAGCAUUCUCUGAAAGAGAUAGCUUGACUAGGCACGAAUGUAUUCAUGCAGGAGAUAAGCCAUAUUCCUGUGAUAUUUGUGGAAAAUCAUUCCGUCGAAAUUACCACUUAACAAGACACAAACUCACUCAUACAGGUUAUAAAGCUUAUCGCUGUAACAUCUGUGGUAAAGCGUUAACUCAAAAAUCCAAUCUAAAUAAGCACAUGCGUAUUCAUACUGGUGAGAAAGUAUAUUGCUGUGACAUCUGUGGUAAAUCAUUCUCUGGCAGCAAUUCUUUCAUAAUACAUAAACGCAUUCAUUCAGGAGACAGGCCGUACUGCUGUGAUGUCUGUGGUAAAUCGUUCUAUGAAUCUGUUGAUUUAACUAAACACAGACGUAUGCAUACAGGAGAGAAACCAUAUCACUGUGACAUCUGUGGCACAUCAUUCUCUGUAAGCUCUAACUUGACUAAACACAAACGUACACAUACAGGGGAGAAGCCAUAUCAUUGUGAUAUCUGUAGUAAAUCAUUUUCUGCAGCCUAUAACUUGAAAACUCACAAACGUAUUCAUACAGGUGAAAAGCCAUAUUGCUGUGAUAUCUGUGGUAAAUCAUUCUAUACAAAUGGUGCUUUAACUAAUCACGUACGCAUUCAUACAGGAGAGAAGCCCUAUCAUUGUGACAUCUGUGGUAAAUCAUUUUCUUCACGUAGCCAGUUAACUAGUCACAAAUGUAUUCACACUGAGAAAAAAACCAUAUCGUUGUGAUAUCUAAGAUAAAUUAUUCUCUCAUAGCAGUGUCAGUAAGAGUUGAAAAAGAGAAGAGACAAAAUGGUAAUAACAUUGAGAGAACCAGUGAUAUCAAACAGUGCCCCUAGCCCUCUGUCAACAAAAACCUUUUCACUUC